AUGUCCCGCCUCCCCGUCAUGGACGCCGCCCGCACCGCCGCCCUAGCCUCCCGCUGGCGCCACCUGUGGCGCUCCACCCCGCUCCAGCUCAUCGACGCGGACCUCCCCGAGCCUGCGCGCGAUGCCGUGGUCCCCCGAGUCCUCGCCGACCACCCGGGCCCCUUCCGCGCCGUCCUCCUCACCGACUGCAGGCCCGCCGCCCUCGACCGUGAGCUCCGCGAGUGGCCGCGCCUCCUCGCCGCCAAGGGCACCCAGGAACUCGCCCUCAUGGACAAGCCUACCAAGGCCAAGCCCAACCCCGUGUCCCUUCCCGCCGACAUCCUCCGCUGCGCCUCGCUCGAGGGUUUCUUGCUGGAUUUCUGGACGUUACCCGUCGGACUCUCCCGCGGCGCCGAUACAAUUCUUCCACAUCUUCGGAAUCUUGGUAUGAUAAGGAUUGACAUGAGCGACGAGGGCCUCGACCACUUGCUGCCAGCCCCGUUCUGGAGACACUCGUUAUCCAUAGUCCCACGCACGUCCGUCUCCGUCUCCGCAGCCAAAGCCAACUGUGCCUGAUGCUUUGGCUUUCGGAGGAAUCCGCCAUGGUGGACACCCCGC
Messenger RNA from Aegilops tauschii subsp. strangulata, 597 nucleotides. RefSeq lists its product as uncharacterized. NCBI's taxonomy places the organism in Eukaryota, Viridiplantae, Streptophyta, Magnoliopsida, Poales, Poaceae. The record is from RefSeq and is a predicted model, not a curated record.